GGCUCUGGCUACUAAACCAGAUCUCCCGACCAUUAAACCGGAUCUCCUGGCCAUUAAACUGGAUCUCCUGACCAUUAAACCAGAUCUCCCAGCUACUGAACCAGAUCUCCCGGCCAUUAAACCGGAUCUCCUGACCAUUAAACCAGAUCUCCCAGCUACUGAACCAGAUCUCUUGACCAUUAAACCAGAUCUUCCAGCCAUUGAACCAGAUCGUCUGACCAUUAAACCAUAUUUUGACCAUUAAACCAGAUCUCCUGACCAUUAAACCAAAUCUCCUGACCAUGAAAUAUGAUCUCCCAGUCAUUAAACCAGAUCUCCUGGCCAUUAAAUCAGAUCUCCCAGUCAUUUAACCAUAUCUCCUGACCAUUAAAUCAGAUCUCCCAGUCAUUAAACCAGAUCUCCCAGCUAAUGAACCACAUCUUUUAGCCACCUAAGUAGAUUUCUUAGAUACUGGAACCAGAGCUUUGGUCUCUGAACCAGAUCUCAGCCCUUCAGAUUGAAGAGCAGGGCUGAUUUGUGUUUGUCCCAUCAUUCUGUCUUUUUCUGUACCUUGUUGAUAAAUGACGAAGUAAAAAUUCAUGUCAAACAGAGGACAAGCCCAAGUGUACACAAUACAGGCCUGAUUCAAAACAUGGUGGGAAUGAAUUUCCUGAUCACAUCUUUUCACUGAGAUGGUUUUUUAAAUAUGUUAAAGAGGAUGUUCAAAACAAUGUUCAAUAACUUUUAUACUUCCAAGAUUGAAGAUUGGGGGAGGGGUGGGCAUACUGUUUUUGGUAUGUAAAUAAAUAAAUAAAUGUUUAUUCGGUAUAUACAUACAUACAAACAUACAUACAUAAAUACCAAGGAUUAACCCAUGAAAGCUUAUUUCCAAUGGGGUCCUUUGAUGCAGGGAUGUUUGUGCUAGGGGGUCAUUUAUAUGGGAGGAAACUGAAGUACCCAGAGGAAACCCACAUGUCCGAGCAUACAACCAUACAACCACUGCCGAUCACGGGGAUCGAACUCGGGUCACAACGUCUGUCAUCAAAUUGAAAUUUGGUAAAAACUUUUAAACUGUACAAGGUAGAGACUUCAUACAUGGUGAAGCUAAAAGUGAAGGUCAAUGCUGAUUGGCUGCUUAAGGUCAAGGUCAUUCAUCAAGGUCAUACGUGCCGGGACGGAACGUGGUCACACUGGGGAGCAUUGUCAUCUUACUUGAUUAUUAUUUUGGACACCAAAUCCAGGUGGAAAAUUAAAGCAUUCCAGUUUGCAUGCAAAUGCAACGUUAAAUUAUUUACACACCAAAGAUGUCCUUCACAGAGUCCGACGAGAACUUCGCGGUCCCUACGAUAGCAAUAACAAUGCCCGGUUUGUUGAGAUGUAUAUCGUCAAUGACGAGAGACUGUACCAGAAUUACAGAGGAGUGGAUAGCCACGUGAUUCAGAGAUCAAAAGACAUCGUGAACAUCGUUAGCAAGUUAUAUAACCCUCUGAAUAUCUACAUCGCCCUGGUGGGGGUGGAAAUCUGGAAAACGAACAAAAUCAGAAUCAGCUCUCAGGCCAACGAAACGCUGGAACAGUUCCUAAACUACAGAAAGUAUAACAUCAACCCGAAGCAUGAAAACGACAACGCUCAGCUGAUCACUGGGCAGCAGUUUAGUACUAACAUAUUGGGGAGAGCUUUUGUUAAUACUAUAUGCACAUUUAGUUCCUCUGGUGGCGUAACGUCUGAUUCGGAUGUGAACAACCGCCUGGUCCAGGUAGCCACCACCGUAGCUCACGAACUCGGACACAACCUGGGGAUGGCUCACGAUAAUUACUCAUUCUGUAAAUGUCCAGAUGACAAGUGUAUCAUGGCCCCCACUCAAGGAGGCAUUUCUCCACCCACUAAAUGGUCUUCCUGCUCACAGAUUGCCUUGGCUGAGAAUUUUGAGAUUGGUAUGGACUACUGUCUGAGGAACAAACCAGACAAGCUAUUUGAGGGCCCGGUCUGUGGGAACGGUUUUGUGGAGGAGGGGGAGGAGUGUGACUGUGGACUACCAAAGGACUGUAAGAGCAGAUGCUGUAAUGCAUCAACAUGCAAACUAACACCCGGUGCUGUGUGUGCAACAGGAAAGUGCUGCAAUACACAGGCUUGCACGUUAAAACCCCGAGCCACCCUGUGUCGAGGAGCCUAUGAGGAAUGUGAUCUGCCAGAAUUCUGUAACGGGGAGUCAGAGUUUUGUCCAUCCAAUGUGUACAGGAGUAACGGGAUAUCAUGUGGUAAUGGUCAGUCGUACUGUUUGAAUGGGACGUGUAAGACACACACAGGACAAUGUCGGCUGCUCUGGGGGGAGACAGGAAGAGUGUCCGAUCCAAUCUGUUUCCAGCACCUCAAUGUCAAUGGCUCCAGCACAGGGAAUUGUGGGUAUAAUUUGAAGACCAGACGGUACAACCGUUGUGAUAAAGACAGUGAUGUGAUGUGCGGCCUCUUGCAUUGUGUCCAUCUGAACGAGAAACUCAUGUUUUGGCGGGAGUCUCUGGCCAUUGCUACCCCUGCCUCCUUCCUGCAGAAGGGGUCAAAGGUCUAUGUGUGUCGGUCCGCCACGCUGGAUGUCGGACUCAACAUGCCAGACCCAGGUCAAGUACCUGAUGGAGCCAAGUGUGGACAUGAAAAGAUUUGCUACAACCACAAAUGCACAUCCCUCGCUCGACUAGCCACAAAGAACUGCCCAGAUUGCAACAAUAAUGGGGUGUGUAACAGUAUCGGACAAUGUCACUGCAAUGAGGGGUUCGGUCCCCCAUUCUGUAAUGAGCCUGGCUUCGGGGGAAGCUUACAUAGCGGUCCUAUCAAAAUGAAAGAUAACGAUGAUCUGUUGAUUGGAUUGCUGGUGACCUUUGCGAUGAUCAUCGUGAUUGGCUGCUUGGUUUUCUUAGCAUUCUUCUACAGGGAGUCACUAAAGAAAUGGUGGCAAAAUCAUCCAGGGAACCUUAAGUAUAGGGUUCCGUGCUUUUCAUUAUCGUCAUGGAAACGACCUGCAAGAGGUGCUUCUGGAGGAGGAGGAGUUAUCGAUGCCAGGAAUCCAAACAUUGAGAGAGAUAUAUCAGUGCCAGUGUUUCAGAGUACCACUGCUAAUCAAAUGCAGAACAGGACAAUCAAAAAUGAAUCUAGUAAAGAAAAAGUAGCUUUAAAACCACAGUCCAAAUCCAAAACUCCUGUUACAAGGCCGGAACCACCCAAAUUCUUAAAACGAUCCAAGAAACAAGAAUCCAGUUCCGCUACGUAUCAGAAUGUUGCUGUCAGUGCCCCUCCCAGCCAGGCAACACAACAGGAAUCUUCUUUUCAAGAAGUCAAAUUAAAUCCUGUUCCAUCAGACAAUAAAGUAUCGAGAUCUAUAUUUUCAAAGUUUUCCAGAAAAACGUCAAAAAGUGGAGAAAGCCAGAAAUCAGAGGAAACCGUUCCACCCCCUAUGUUUACCCCCAUUGUGAAACCAGGAACAAAACCAGUUUCAAAGCAACAAACCAGUGCAUUGAAACCAACUACUCCGGCUGCGGCUUUGAAACCUACUGCUCCGGCUGCGGCUCUGAAACCUACUGCUCCGACUGCGGUUCUGAAACCUACUGCACCAGCUGCGGCUCUGAAACCUACUGCAUCAGCUGCCGCUCUGAAACCAACUACAUCAGCUGCCGCUCUGAAACCAAGUCCCCCCUCUGCUGCACUAAAACCAUCCUCACCAGCCACUGCAUUAAAGCCAGUGGCGAGGCAAAAUUCCAACCCUUCAAACCAACCAGUCACCAGGCAGGAUUCCAGUUCUUCUGGAAAUGGAGUUCCAAUGCGCAAAGAGCGUGUUACUCGUGAAAUUUCUAACCCUGUGCUAAUUAGCACAACAGACAGACGAUCUCAAGCUUUUGUGCACGAGAUCAAAGAUGGUCAGUUGGUACCACCAGUUCCGGCCCAUUCAAACCGGAGCAGCUCUGGUAGUAGUAGCAGUGGACAGUCACCUUCCAGACCAAAGUCGAUGCCACUGCAGGCUCAAAAACUAGCAUUCCUUGGGGAUCAGAAGCAGAAGGCUGCCGAGGAGCCCAUUCUAAAAUCCCCUCAGAGACCUCCUCCUAGUUAUGAGGAGUACGUCAAAAAGAAGGGUCCUGCAGAGAAAAAAUCUGGUCAGACACCAAGAUUAGGGACCUCAGAUGAAGUGACUUUUCCAUUGGCUAAAAAUAGAAAUCCCAUUCCUAAAUUUGGCAGUAACUUAAAGGAAGAGUCUUCCAGGAAACCACUCUUACCGAAAGUGAAAUCCUUUGGUAAAGUAACGGAACAACCGGACUCGAAUGACAGAAAACCCAAACCAUCCAGAUCUCCACCUAAACCGGGAAUGAAAUUGCCCAAGAAACAAGCACAGGCAAGCUCAUCGUUAGAGACAGCAGACUCUUUUGAAAAAUUGCAGGAAGCUCCUGCUGUGGCACACAUAAAAGCUAUGUUUGAUUCCAUGGACGUGGGGAAGAAAUCUGUGUUCGGUUCAGACAGUUCCCUUGGACAGUUGGGAACCAAAUCUCAACCAGUAACCGGUGACACAAGACCAAAACCUUCACCUAAACCCGGAUCUGGUUCAAAGGUCCGUAGUGUUAAUGUAUGAGUACUUGUGAUAUGAUAGGAGUACUAGGGUGCCAUUUAAACAAUAGAUAUGUAUACUUAAUUCAUUGAUACCAACACCAUAUGUUGAUUUAAGUUAUGUAAUUCCAGGCGUACAAGCAGUGCUUAGCGUCCUCACAGUAACCACUGAUUUAAAGAGGUGACUUGAAUACUGCUAAACAUUAUAAUUUUAAAAUGUUAUUGCCAGUAUUUCAAAACAUUGCAUUGACUUGAGCAAUAUGACUGAUAACUUUGAUACUGAUACACAGCAUUUGCUGGGUGUUCGAUGUCUGCUUGUACAAAAACUUAUCAUGCAGCUGGUGCUCCACACUUAUUUGCAAUACCUCAUUUACCAACUGAAUUUUAAAAAGACACAAAUUCUUUUAUACAGUAAUUAUGUUAUUAUUUUUUUUUUUGCUUUCUGCUUGUCAGACAUUGUUGUUUACAUAAUGCGAAAAUUAAAGAGUCGUGUUUAUGUUAUGAAAAUGACAGUCUUGAAAUUUUCAUCUCCUGUUUUUUAAUUACAGUAAUUGUGUAAUGCGUGAAAUUCAUAUUUAUACUUGUACGUAGCCUAAAGUUAUAGAACUUCAUAGUAGAAUUUAAAUCUAAUAUUAAUAAUAUACCGUGGAAUCAUUUCAAUUCGUGGGGGCCAACGUUCGUGGGUAAGCAAAAUUUUGCAGGUUCGUGGGGAAGUAAUUUCGUGGGUAAGCGAUACGUUGUCACUAGGAGAGAUAACUCUACUUGGUUUAAAAAAAUGUUUGAGGACACGUAAAUUCGUGGGUAAGAUUGACCCAUGAAAUCCACGAACAUCAACUCCCCACGAACAAUGAUGAUUCCUCAGUAGAUUUAGGAGAGCAACAAUAUAGGUGAACGUGUACAGCAAUAUCCGCACUGUAUGUGAUAUAAUUUUACGUUAUAGAAUGAUACUCGCUUAACCCAUUCCUUUAUUUGAGAUUUUUUUUUGUAUGAGAUUUUAUGUUGCGUAGAUGUCAGGCCAAGUGUUGUUGUUUUGUGGCAUCUGAAAGAGAGAGAAUGAGACAGUCACUGAUACAGUCCUGUGCCUUUUGAUUUGUUUAUAAUACACUUAUUCUUGUUUACGUGUAGGAGAUCGAUGCUUCUGUAAUGGAAAUCAAGAACUGAUUGUAGAUACUGUUUAUUUUUUAUGUGCAGCUCACAGUAAGAAUUGAUUGUAGAUACUCCUUAUUUUUUAUGUGCAGCUCACAGUAAGAAUUGAUUGUAGAUACUCUUUAUUUUUUAUGUGCAGCUCACAGUAAGAAUUGAUUGUAGAUACUCUUUAUUUUUUAUGUGCAGCUCACAGUAUUCUUGCCGUAUUAGUGACUGUUCACAGUUUUAUAGAAGUUUCACAUUUACGUCCAUUAAUAUCCAUUAAUAUAUUAAUAUUAUAGUAUUAUUAUUAAUAUAAUAUUCCACAUCUACGUCCAUUAAUAUUGAAAAUGUUUUUUCAUAACUCAUGUAUUUCAUUUUAACUUUUUUCUUUGCUCUAAAACUAACUACAGCAUUCUGUUGAAAGAUAAGAAAAAAGGUAGUCAAUUUAAUUGACAUCAUUUAUGGCAGCCAUUCGGUACCUUAAUAUACAAACGUGGGGUCUCAACACUGAUAUGUGGGAGGCUGCAAUGACGACUCAUUGGAGUUGUUAUAGCAAAACAGUAUACUCAAUCAUACUUAUCAAAAUACAUAUAGAUAUUCACACUAGUCCCUGUACAUCUUUCCAAAGGCACAUUUCUUUUUAAUUUCUUGUAUGAAUUGGUGCAUAUAACAUGUAAUAGUGUUUGUCAUUCCAUUGUUUCAUUUUUGCUUGUGUUAAUACUCCUGCGAAUUGUAGAGUGUAUGCAAUUUGAACUUCCUCAGUCAAAUCACAUUCAGAAUUUCAAAAGCCGUAGUGGCAUUACAGAAGUAAAUUGUAGAAUAUUAUCAAGAUUGAGUUUUUGAUAGUUCAUUAAUGUGUUGAAAUCAUGGAAUUUGAUAUAUGAAAAGCAUAUCUUGAAAAUGAAAUACAUGAGUAAAAUAUGUGAUUGAUUUAUUUAAUAUUCUCUUCAUUCUUGGAGGUCAUAUGGAGGUUGAUUUGAAAGGAGAUUGAAUAAAACAUAAAAUAUAGAGCUGUU
This is a messenger RNA of Ostrea edulis (European flat oyster), 6707 nucleotides long. RefSeq names its product disintegrin and metalloproteinase domain-containing protein 12-like. Gene Ontology annotation, molecular function: metalloendopeptidase activity. Gene Ontology annotation, biological process: membrane protein ectodomain proteolysis. The coding region runs from base 1355 to 4588 and encodes 1077 amino acids. The transcript has 16 exons. Lineage: Eukaryota; Metazoa; Mollusca; Bivalvia; Ostreida; Ostreidae. The record is from RefSeq and is a predicted model, not a curated record.